Molecule: messenger RNA, 1008 nt
Organism: Rotaria socialis
Lineage: Eukaryota; Metazoa; Rotifera; Eurotatoria; Philodinida; Philodinidae
Source: the annotation of a GenBank genome assembly
AUGGCACAAGAGCAGUUAAUAAAACAACGCUUAAUUUAUUCCAUUUUAAAAUUCCUUGAUAGUGAAAUACAAGCUGAAUCAGGAAAUAUUGAACGGCGAGAGAGCAUUGAAGUUGCUGCUCAAUGUCUUGAAACUGCAUUUAAUAUAUCGGUUGCUAAUCCUCAAAAUGAUUCAAUUUAUGGUCCACCUGUAGAUCUUCUAUCAGUUGUAUCUAACACACCACCAGCGAAUAUGCUUUUAACAGAUGAUAUGAGACAACAAGCCGAUAGAUUUAAAAAUCAAGGAAACGACUUUAUUAAACAAGAAAAAUACCAAGAAGCUCUUGAAGCAUAUAAUGCAGCCGUAAAAAUCGAUGCUAAUAAUGCUAUUUAUUAUUGUAACCGUGCUGCGGCUCAUAGUAAAUUGGGUAACAAUGAUCAAGCAUUCAGAGAUUGUUUUCGUGCAAUUGAAAUUGAUCCAAACUAUAGUAAAGUUUAUGGAAGGCUUGGGGCCAUAUAUCUAACAACGGACAAAGUAAACGAAGCGCUUGAUGCUUAUAAAAAAGCUCAUGCACUUGAUCCAAAUAAUGAGAAUUAUAUACAAUCGAUUCGACUCUGUGAAGAACGAUUGAAUGCAACCAAUAAUACUAAUCCGCCCAAUGCUCCAAAUUUAUCAUCGAUGUUUGGUUCAUUAUUGGGCGGUGCAAGUGGUGGCACACCUGAUAUGAUGUCAUUCCUUAAUAAUCCUGCUUUGAUUAAUAUGGCAUCUCAAUUUGUUCAAAAUCCACAAGUUCAAGGAUUAAUGGCUAACUUGGUAACAAAUCUAGGUGGGCAAGAAGGUGGGCAAGGCGGUAUAAGUACUCUAUUACAAGCAGGUCAACGUAUGGCAAGUGAAUUAUCAAGUAAUAAUCCUGAUUUAAUUGAAUCACUUCGACGUAAUAUGAAUAAUCCGUCGCAACAGAAUCGAAACAAUAAUUCAGGGCCGAAUUCUGAUAAUCAAUCAGAUCAAAACAGACCGUCAUCAUCAUAA